CUCACCUGAAUUCUUCCAACCCACAUGUCUGACGACGAAUUUGAACAUUACGACCUUUCAGAAUUCACCGAGGAGGAACUCGCUCGUUUUGAUGUGCAUGUCACGAAAACUCCCUUGCCGAAGAUACUCGAUGACAGUCCAACUUUGGAAUCGCAGCGUGCGGGUCCCAGUAGCUUUGGUGGUGGACCUGCACUUCAUAUUACUAUUGAGUCCCUGACUGACGCGAAUCCUGUUGAGGAAAUCCCUAAACCUACUUCCAAUACGAGAGUGUCUCGUCUCUCGGCUAACACAAAGGCCCUGCAGCUAACUAGCACCCCUGUUUCUGGAAUGCGCCUGCAACAUCAUGCGAUAAAUCUCUUCGAGAAGUUUUUAUCUUGGAAGAAAGGGUUUUCCGUGACAGACCUUGUCUCACCUAUUUGGUGUGAAGUACAAUAUGAGUAUGGGUUAUAUGGAGAGCGCCACAAACCGCUAGAAAAGCGACCGCCCUCUUUUAAGUCAAGAAACGGCAAACAAAUUCAGGUCAAACAAAAUGUCGCACAGCAGCAGGACAGGACACUCAAGAGAGGGGCCUCUAUUCACAAAAUUCUGGAGCUGGAAUUGCGGCCGAAAAAAGUUUAUGUUCGUACAUCAACUGAUGAAGAGCGUUGGGCGUUACGUCUUUUCAAUUUGACUGCGGGCCUAGAACAGCUAAUUUCUGAGGGGCUAACGAGAGAACUUCCAGUUUUCGGAAUUACGCAUGGGCAAGUUGUUUUCGGAAUCAUUGAUGAAGUAACUCGGCGUGUUCCAUCCGAAGUAAAUGAAUUUCACAAUUCCGUCAAACGUAGUCCGAUCCCCCCCGAAUCAUCUCCCGUCAAGAAGAAGCAGCGCGUAUCGUUGUCCUCGUCCCAAAACAAUGCUAUUUGUCCACGUCAGUCUACUCCCGAGGAGACCUGCAUAGCGGAUCAGUCCCCAACCGAGGAAGAAAUUUGUGACAUUUCUGUGGCAGGAAGUUCAAUCACAAGGCCCAUCCAUCCCGAACCCACGUUCUAUGAUUUGACGAUUGUAGACUACAAGACUCGCCGCCUAUCAUCGCUACCCCCAGAUGAGGAUACGAUAUCAUCACAGAUGCAACUUAUGCUUUACCACCGCCUGCUCUCGCCGCUCCUCUCACCGGAAACCUUUGAUUUUGAUGUACUAUGGGCAAAGCAAGUUGUCGAUCCGCAUCGAUCAUUUUCCAAGAACUUUGUGGAAGAUAUCGGUUUGCUAACAAGAGAUCAAACAGACCUUCCUUUUCAUGUAGAUCUGAACUCCAUGGUUGCCGCAUGGGUGUCUGUCGUCCACUCGGCUCGGAGUAGCGGUGAACGACUGAGAGGCAUCCAUUCCGAGCUGCAAAUUAUCUACCGGAAAGCUGGGGUCAAUAAGGACUCGGUUCAUGAUCGGAAACAGAAGGCGGAAUCUAAUGAAAUGGCAGUUGAUAACCCCCCGAGGUCUUCCUCCCAAGAGGAAUUGGAUUUAGCUCGUGCCAUUGAAGAAAGUUUGCGCCCGCCUGAUCAGGACGCUGGAGAGGCUAGCACUUCUCAGCCUGCGAACCACAACUCAAAGAUCAUAUGUGCUGCAUCAAGCGAAGAACUUCUAAUUGAUGAGGUUAUUGACCCCACUAGCACUGUUCGUGAAAAUCCCGAGCCGAUAUCGGUAGUGCGAGGUUCGUUGCCUGCAGCAACCUGCGACAAUCCCGACCGCAAUGCACAGUCGAUCACUACGAAAGAUCUCGCGGCUGAUAAGUUAACUGACUUACGGGAGAACUGGACCCUUCCUGAUCAAAAUGGUGACUCUCCAGUCGAGGAAGAUACCUCCGGCCUUUCGACCAUAUUAGGUACCAGGAAGUUCUUCAUGGACGAGAACCGGCUCGAUGCAUAUCUUAGAGAUGUUCUCCAAUGGUGGUUUGGCUUUCGUCUGCCCAGAGGCGUUGAACUCGCACAGUCUGGUCGGUGUGGCACUUGCGAAUAUCAAGACAGUUGCGAAUGGAGAAAGCGGAAGGCUUCCGAGGCUAGUAGUGUCGCUCUCGGAAAGCGUAAGGUGACAUAGUCUUCAAGCAGCUAAAUUUGUUGGUUAUAACCCGAAACAAGCAAAGAAUACAACUACGGAUGUAUUCAAUUUGAUGCAUAAAGGGCUACUCGGUUAAACGACUGACUACUUUGUGGACCUAUAGACUCAGGCUUUUAGAGAUGCAAGAAGUUCAAUGCCUAUUCUUACCUUUUCUCGGCAUCACACGUCGCCCCCCAUGAUGUUUUGACAGG
Molecule: messenger RNA, 2276 nt
Organism: Suillus bovinus
Lineage: Eukaryota; Fungi; Basidiomycota; Agaricomycetes; Boletales; Suillaceae
Product: exonuclease V a 5' deoxyribonuclease-domain-containing protein
Exons: 8
Coding region: 25-2064 (679 amino acids)
Biological process (GO): interstrand cross-link repair
Cellular component (GO): mitochondrion; nucleus
Molecular function (GO): single-stranded DNA 5'-3' DNA exonuclease activity
Source: RefSeq, a predicted model, not a curated record